This is a messenger RNA of Puccinia triticina, 456 nucleotides long. RefSeq lists its product as uncharacterized. Bases 1 to 456 code for a protein of 151 amino acids. Lineage: Eukaryota; Fungi; Basidiomycota; Pucciniomycetes; Pucciniales; Pucciniaceae. The transcript has a single exon. The record is from RefSeq and is a predicted model, not a curated record.
AUGUUCAACCUCAUCGCAGAAACCACGUCAGCCGUAAAACAAGCCGCGGGAGUAGGGUCGUUGACGGUUAGGUCGCAAGUCGCGGAGCAGCCGAAAGAGGCAGGCCAAACUCAAGGGUUGCAGGAAAGCCACGAGGAGCAUCCGGACGAGGUAGCCGCCCAAGGCGCUGUGCAGGAAGGGCCGAAAACGGUUCAACCUAAGAAAACAAAGAAGGUCACCAUCGCUAAGACAACAACCAGGAAGAUUGCGACACGCUCGUCAUUGAAGGCCCCAGAGGAAGAAGGGGAGGAGAUUGAGAUAGGAGUCGAAAGGGACGGAAAGGAGCGAGCAAGGGGAAAGGAUGUAGGAUUAGGGAUAUGGGAGUUACCAGAGGGAGGAGCCAAGGAGGGGGCGGGAAAAUCAAAAACAGGUAAGCGAUUUAAUCAAUUGGAGGGCUGGUUUGAGGAGGGUCGGUAG